AUAGGUCGCCACGUACAAAAGAAGAGCCAUGGCCACACUCCACAUUGAGUGUAAAAUGAAAGUAGCAGUAGGAUUUAUAUGGAGCUUCAUCUCCUUCUUCCUCCUGCUCUCUCUUGGCAUCCUCAAGGGGACAAUAAUCGGCCCAAUUGUGGUGCUCAUAAUGAUGGUCGGCAAUUCGUCGGUGGCGAUUGGGCUUUGGCCGGCGCAUUUCUUCUGGACUUACUACUGUCUUAUCAAGACCAAAAGGCUUGGAUGGGUGUUGAAAAUGGUCAUACUUUUCUUAUUGUUUCUGCCUCUUGUGCUGUGGCCGCUGGCCGCUGUAGCUGGCAGCCUCCUCGGCGGCAUAGGUUUUGGGUUUUUCGCACCCUUGAUCGCCACUUUUGAAGUCAUCGGCACUGAUCACAAAGACAAGUGCUUUCAUUGCCUUGUUGAUGGUUGUUAUUCAACACUCGAAGGCAGUUGCACGGUGGUUCGAGAUUUUACAGAUCUUUGCUUCCAUUCUUACUUCUCCUUCAUGGAUGAUCUCAGUGAAGAAAUGCCCGCUGGCGAGAAACCAGUCGAUAUCCGAUUAUCCAAGGUGCCAAAGUGUUUAUUCAUCAUUCCAGUAGCCAUUGCGAUUGAUGUGCCGCUGAUAACCGCUGUGGCUCUAUGCAAGAGCCCAUAUAUGUUGAUAAUAGGAUGGAAGAGGCUAUUAGAAGAUCUAAUUGGGAGAGAAGGCCCGUUUCUCGAAACUGUUUGUGUGCCUUUUGCCGGACUUGCAAUUGUUUUAUGGCCUCUGGCAGUUUCCGGAGCAGUGAUCGCUGCUUUAUUCUCGAGUUUUGGUCUUGCUCUAUACAGUGCCAUGAUCGUUCACCAGGAAGAUUCGGUUAAGUUCGGGCUUGCAUACAUUGUGGCUGUAGUUUCAUUGUUUGAUGAAUACACAAAUGACCUGCUUUAUUUAAGGGAGGGAUCAUGCUUUCCAAGACCAAGAUACUGUGAGAACAUGAAAACUUCAGAUGGGCUCGAGAGAAGGAAUUCAUAUGGUAAUGAUUUAAAGAAUGAAAAAGAAAGCACGAGAGGUUCUAGGCUGGUUUCACAACGGUCAAGAACUUUGAAGCAGGCUCUCCAGCAGUACACACCUGUGCAGGUGUGGGAUUGGCUGUUUAAAUCAUGUGAGGUGAACGGUAGAAUACUUCUUCGUGACGGUUUACUGGACGUUAAAGACAUCGAGGAAUGCAUUGUUAAGGGAAAAUGUAAGAAGUUGGGCAUAAAAUUACCCGCAUGGUCCAUAUUGCAGUGUCUUCUUGCGUCGGCAAAAUCUGAAUCUCCCGGUUUAGUUAUCUCAGAGGAGGUAGAACUAACAAGAACAAACUUACCGAGGGAUAAGGUUUUCGAGUGGUUCAUUGGGCCACUUUUGAUCAUGAAGGAGCAAAUCAAGGGGCUUGAAUUGAGCGAAUAUGAAGAGAUCUGCCUGCGAAAACUCGUGAUGAGAUACAAGAACGAGAAACACGAAGACUGGGAUGAUAGCGGUUUCCCGUCUAGUGAUCAUGUUAGACGGGCACAACUACAAGCCGUCAUUCGAAGGUUGAAGGGGAUAGUGGGUUCCAUGUCUAGGAUGCCAACUUUCAGAAGGAAGUUUAGGAACUUGGUUAAGGUGUUGUAUCUUGAGGCGCUUCAGGCGGGAAUUAUAGCGAGCCAGGACGGCGGAGGUUCAACAAGUUGGCUUAGUGGUCACGGCUCGGGCUCGGUUGGAAAACCGGGUCUAACCGUGGCCCAAGACACUCUAGAUUCUAUGGAAGUGGUAUGAUUUGUUUCAAUUCGACUUCGUUGAUACACUUUUGCAUGACUAGGUCCACCCGAACCAUCUUAGGUGAUUCGGGCUUGGUUUGAAGCGUGGGUGCAUGUGGAAAUGGUGACCGAUCGCGUGCACAUAUCAUGUAAUAUAUGCCGAUGGAGAUUAAAAUUUUAUCGGUAGGAAUAUAUAAACAUGUGCUUGUUAUUCCUACAUGGUUAUGGUUUUGAGUUGAUGUAUAUAUAAUACUAGCUUAUAUCCCGUGUGACACACGGGUUCAAAAAACAAAAUUUAAAACAUAUUAAUAAAUAUGAUGUAUGCAUUCAGUAUCUGGACUGUAUGU
This is a messenger RNA of Helianthus annuus (common sunflower), 2114 nucleotides long. RefSeq lists its product as uncharacterized. The coding region runs from base 29 to 1786 and encodes 585 amino acids. The transcript is spliced from 10 exons. Gene Ontology annotation, biological process: vegetative to reproductive phase transition of meristem. NCBI's taxonomy places the organism in Eukaryota, Viridiplantae, Streptophyta, Magnoliopsida, Asterales, Asteraceae. The record is from RefSeq and is a predicted model, not a curated record.